Molecule: messenger RNA, 280 nt
Organism: Symbiodinium necroappetens
Lineage: Eukaryota; Dinophyceae; Suessiales; Symbiodiniaceae
Source: the annotation of a GenBank genome assembly
AUGUGGGUCUGCGCCGUGUUUGUGGAUCCGAUCUUUGCCGGGUGUUGCGCUUGGAUCUGGGUUCCUGCCCGCAUGGCGUAUGGCUACAUGUACCGCGUCAGCCCGAGCCGGAACCGGCUGAUGUGGGCCACGGUGCCCGCCUACUUGGCCCAGGCCACCGUCUGUGGAGGUAUCCUGAGCUCCGCACUGCCUUUAGCCCCUGUUGCGGCCGGGACCACGUCCGCACUCAUCGUUGUGGCCUUCGGAGUCUAUGGCUGGCUGGUCUACCGCCCCUGGUUUG